Molecule: messenger RNA, 2449 nt
Organism: Chaetomium fimeti
Lineage: Eukaryota; Fungi; Ascomycota; Sordariomycetes; Sordariales; Chaetomiaceae
Exons: 3
Coding region: 212-1996 (594 amino acids)
Cellular component (GO): nucleus
Molecular function (GO): protein binding
Source: RefSeq, a predicted model, not a curated record
GUGUAGGACUGUAUAAGUAAUUCCAGGCCCUGGCAUACCUCCUAUAGCCUCAAAGUCCUACACAUCACAUCCUCUUUGUAUAUAAACCUUUCUCCCACCACCCAACAACCCUCUUAAAUCUCAAACCAUCUAUGACCAUUCCUUCUCAGCAAACAAAAACAAUAACAACAAACAUCAACACCACCGGCCACCCCCAAAAGAAACCACCACCAUGCCCCCCCAACUCCCCCCCACCCUCCGCAUCCACCACAACCCCGACCCAACCGCCCCCAAACGCCGCUCCCUCCUCGCCACCACCGCCCUCCCCACCCCGGGCACAACAAUCGCAACCUUCACCACCCCCCUCCUCGCCCUCCCCGACGGCGCCAGCAUGCGCACAACCUGCAACUACUGCCUGCGCACCCCCACCUCCACCGGCCCCAACCCCACCUCAGGAACCCCCACCUCCCCCUCAGGAACCCAACCCCCCUUCUCGCUAAAAGCAUGCACCGCCUGCAAAGCAGCCGUGUACUGCGACCCCGCCUGCCAGCGCGCCCACUGGAAGGCCGGGCACAAGGGGGAGUGCGGCGUGUUUGGGCGGGUGCGCGCGCAGGCGGGGCGGGACUGGCUGCCGACGCCGGUGCGGGCUGUGGCGCAGGUGCUGUUGUUGCUUCACCAGGGUGGGGGGGGUGCGGCUGCGGCGCGGGUGAGAGAGGCUUUUGGCUGGGGUGUGAAGGGUAAGGAGGGGGAGGGGAAGGGAAAGGAGGGCGGUGGGGAUGAUGGGGUGGUGUUGGAGGGGAAUGUGGAGGGGUUUAGGAAGGACGGGGAGGUGUGGCGGGAUAUGGAGCUGCAGGCGAAGGGGGCGGUGGUGUAUGCUGGGCUGGGGGAGGGGGAGGAGGUGUUGAAGCAGGCGAGGGAGGUUUUGUGUAAGAUACAAACCAAUGCGUUCAACCGGCUGGAUGCGGACACGGGGAUGACGGGGAUAUUCUUGGAUGCUGGCUUGGCCAUGGUCAAUCACUCGUGUGUCCCGAACGCGUUCAUCGGGUUUGACAAGCGGACGGCGGUGUUGAGGACGGAGAGACCGAUCCAAGAAGGGGAAGAGAUCACCAUUUCGUAUAUCGACAACACGCUCCCCAAGACCGCUCGGCGCGAAGCACUCAGGCUGUACCACUUCGAGUGCGACUGCCCACGCUGCAAGGACGAUCUAGAUGUCUACGAGGUGUGCCAGUCAUCCCCGGAUAUUCGCCUCAACUCGUUCAGCCUCCAACCAGACCUGGCAAAACUGCGGAACCCAUCCAUCGACAGGUCAAAGGUCUCCAAGGCAGAAAUUGACGCCAUCUACAAAAAAUGGCAGGCCCUGACGGUGCCGGAAGGGAAUGAUGAGGAAGACCACUUGAGGCUCGCUCAGGCUCGGUGGGAAGUGUGCCGGCCGCUGGUCGAGGCCGGGAUGUGGGCCGUGGAGCCGUUACCAACGACAAUCGGCCAGUUGGCCAUGAGCUGGCAAACCAGCUACAAGAUGGUCGUCUACGCACUGCCGCUGCUCUGUUUCAUUAGCACCGAGUGCGACCCCAUCAAGCUGGUGGCUCCCUUCAUGCCGUGGCGGAUCAAGGGCGUCAUGGGCAUUGUGAUGCUGUUGGCUGUAACGGGCGAGUUUACCGCAAGCGGGGAGCUUGCAACCAGGUGCACGCAUGAGGGCAUUGUGGGCACCCUCGCGAUGGCGGAUCAAGUCAGCAUGUGCGAAGCUUUACUGCGCCUGGCCAUUCAUCACGGAUCCAUCGGCGCGUCGGAGGACUGGGGAGUCCUUAAAGAAGCAAAGGCCAUGUUGGCGGACCUCGAGAGCCUGGAGGGACGUGAGCAGGAGUCGAAACUGCUUCGAGCAUGGGCAAGGGACCCGGAAGACCCGGAAGGGGCUGCUUUCUUCGAGAGCCAGGUGCUCGGGCCCAUUAAAGCCCUCUCAUCUUUUGCCGUCGAGACGCUAGAGGCAAUGCUGGAUGGGAAGAGCCUCGUCAAGAGAUAGGGACGCCACGGGUUGUAUGCGUCACCGUUUUGAGACGAGUUGAGGUAUCGUUUGUUGUCGUCGUUGUUCGGCCGCGUGAUUUUGCUCCUCGCUUCGCGGAGCUUGGUAUGCGAGUGAUGCCAUCGGUCUCCUCCAGAAUCCCCCGAUGGUCGGUACUUGGUGGGAUACUCGGCCAACUAGGCGUGGCAUACCGCCGAUUUGGGGGGUCUGAGUAGCCGAGAGAAGAUGCUGGCCUUUUGGGAGGAAGCUCUAGACCCGGGGAUACGCCACGUUUUCGCAUGGCGGGAUAGGCACUGGGAUAUCUUGGAAGACUUGAAGAAAUAGCACGGGUCGGUCGGCCGUCGUCAGUCACUUGUCUGCCCGCCUCUGACCGUUCGACCCUGCCCUUCAGGAUUUCGACCUCCAUCUGCAACGUUUCGACCUGAUUAGCCCGGUUGCUGAUUUUGGCAAUGG